Messenger RNA from Trichobilharzia szidati, 5322 nucleotides. Lineage: Eukaryota; Metazoa; Platyhelminthes; Trematoda; Strigeidida; Schistosomatidae. The record is from the annotation of a GenBank genome assembly.
AUGAAUAAAAUUGGCAUGCUGUUGGAAACAGCGUUUUGUAAAUUAAACAGUGAUACAGCCGAUUCUGUUCUACGUGAUAUUUUGAAACGUAAAUGGGGUCUGAAACCACCUACCCUUAUCAUUACUGUUUUUGGUACAGAUUUUGAAAAGAAAAGAAAAUUAAAAAUGAUAUUUAAAAAAGGUCUUUGGAAGGCUGCUGAAAGCGGUUGUUGGAUUGUAACUGGUGGUUUUCAUUUGGGUGUAAUGAAGCUGACUGGUGAAGCUGUACGUGAUUAUACAGAUGCCUAUGGUGGCAAUAGAAUGAUGGCAUUCGGUGUAGCAAGUUGGGAUUGUGUAACAAAGAAUGAAAUCCUUGAAGCAGCAUUACAUGAGGGUACAGCAGUUUAUCAGUCAGAAGAGGAUGAUGGUGAAGAUGCCGAUGACAGUGAACCAAUAUUAGUAGAUCCAUCAUCACAGGCUGGUCUAAAAGCAGUUCGCAGUGAUGUUGAAGAACGUGCACUUGAUCCAAAUCAUAAUUUUUUCGUUCUAGUUGAUGAUGGAACAACGGAUCAAUUGAAAGGUAAAGAUGCUGAAUUCCGUGCACGAUUUGAACGUUGUAUAUCUUUAUGGAGUUGUGCAAGUAGUUCUCAAGAACAAAGUACAACUGGUGCCAAUCAACAGGGUGGAGUACCAGGUUCUACAACGCAUUUACAACAACCUCAAGGUGGUGUCCCUUCAUCUUCGCCUAGCAGUAACACGAAUCAGACUACAGGAGCAUUACAAAGACAAGGCAGUACGAUUGCUGGACAAACUAGUACAACGUCUGGACCACAGACCAGUGCAACAUCAAUUGGUAAAAGCUCAGGUACUACUGGCGGUUCAUCGAGUACUUCUGCUUUAGGCAGAGGUGCAACAGAACAGUCAGGUGGGCCUGGUGUCCGUGGAGCGAAAGAUAAACCCAAUGCUGAUCCAAGUGUUAGUAAACCAACUAAAAGUGGAAAGUCUGAAGAAGAUGUUCUUGUACCUAUGUGUGGACUAGUUGUUGGCGGAGAUCGAUUUACUCUACGCCAAGUUUAUUGUUCCAUGAUUCGAAAUCGUUGUCCAAUUGUCGUUACAAAGGGUACUUCUGGAGCUGCAGAUGUGAUAGCAUUUGGAUUAGAUGCAGCAAAUAAAAUGGCUUCAGAAGAAGUUGUUGACGAUAAAGAUCAAGUACCAUUGGAAGCCAGAAUAGAAUCGAUCAUCGAGGAGUUUCUUAGCGAUCUUCAUCCAGACUAUACAAAUUAUACCGAUGAAGUGAACAUGUUAUGUGAGAUAAUCAACGACUAUACAAAUUUGGUGUCAGUAUUCGAUAUGGAAGAAGACUCUGAUCUUGAUGGAUACGUGAUCUCAUCUUUACUUGCAAGCGCCGGUUCAACGGUUGCAUCAGAUCAGAUUAAUUUAGAACAGUUGGAGAUCACACUGACACUGAAUCGUGCAGAUAUUGCACGUGAGAAAAUAUUUUUAGAAAAUAAAAAAUGGAAGAAAGGUCAAUUGAACGAUUACAUGUAUCAAGCAUUGAUGAGUGAUAGACAUGACUUCGUCAAAUUAUUCUUAGAACAAGGUUUCAGUUUAGAAGAAUUUCUUACAGUUUACAUGUUAGAGAAAUUGUAUACAGAUCAGUUGAAAAAUCUGAAUUCAAAAGUAGCCAUUUUCAAUAAAAUGUGGGAGUACAAUCGAUCACAUCGGACAUCUAAAGUGGCUUUACGCGAUGUCGGGAAGGUGAUCAAAGCGUUGGUUGGCGAUUUCUACCAUCCAUUAUAUCUAAGUAAAGAAUUUCAAGCUAAACUGAUGCCAGAGAAAAGGCUUGAAGGUGCAGAUAUUCGUGAAUGUUUACUUCGUUCACGUAAGUAUAAAAGUAGUCGAAAUUCUAGUAUUUGUUCAUCAUCAAUGUCAUCAUCGAAUAAUCAUGGGGCUAUAUGUCCAAGAACACUUGGUUUAAAAGAAGGUGUACGCUUCAUUGAUCAUGGAGAAGAUUAUGAGUUUGUCAAUACAAAUAAUUUCAAUUCUACCAUUGAUACUGGAUUUCGUAAUCCAGCUUUUUUAGAGUGGGAUAAAAAUAGAACACGUGCAAUAAUUCGUCGAGGAGCUGCUAGCGUUGAACCAGCUGAAGAACACAGAGACUCUCCUCGUGACGAUGAUGAUGAUGAUGAUAAUGAUCAUGAGAAUGCGUAUGGUUUCCGUGGAACGGAUGAUAAUAUGAACAAUAAUACUGAUGAAUUUCUUGUCAACUACAGACUACCACGUAGUUCAACAGUUAUAACAACAGUAAGCGGUGAACCUUUACUUACGUCACCUGGUACACGAUAUCAUGAUAGGACAAAUGAAGCGACAAUAGCCGGCGGCGGCGGCGGCGUGGGAGGUAAUCAUGGCUAUAAUACACAAAAUGAACAGUCAAACAAGCAAACACGUGCACAUUCACAUAAUCGUUCCAUUUCACCUUACGAUAAACAGAGAUCAAGAGAGGUCAAUGAUGUAGAUAAAAGUCAACCUAGAAGAAGUACAUAUCUGUCCGCGACUAAUAAUAAUAAUAAUAACAACAGGAGUGGGUAUAAUUCUCGCAACAGACAUAGUCGACGUUCAUCAUCACAAACCAAUGAACAUGAUAUGUUGAUUCCAGGUCAACCGUUAAUAUAUAACGCCACGAUAACAUCUGUUAACCGAUCAGGUCAUGGUUCACGUGGACCAUAUACCAGUCUUGGUCCAGGUCAUUUUCGUAUAGCUGGAAAAGCACCAUUAGCUUACGAUACUACCUCUGUUGGAACUACAAGCCCAGUUCAAACACCUAGACCAACUAUGCAAGAUGCAUUACAAUUUUCAUUUGAAAAUGAUCGUGUACAACGUAAUUCACUGUUGAUUUCAUCAAAUCAAAAUGAAAAACCAUUGAAACCUGUACUGUUCGAAGAUGAAGUGAUCAAUAAAUCCUCGAGAUCAUGUUUUACAUCAUGUCUCCAAUGGAUUUCAUCAUUUUUCCGGAGAUUAUUUGGUCGUAGCGAUGAAUCGAUGAAAUCUAGGAAAUCUGGCAAUCUUGGACAAGAUCCAGGUGGGAUUAAAGGACCUAAAGAGUUUGCAACGCUUCGAGCAAUGGCCGCUUUAGCUGCAGCGACAGCAGCAACAGCUGUAGCCGAUCCAACAAAAGCUGCUCAGGGAGAUUUGCUUCUUCCUCCAGGUUUCCUUGAUCCAGUAAGAAUGUUACACCUAGACCAUACAGAUACUGCUACAGAAGACUAUGAAGAACAGACGAAAUCAAUACAGUUGGAUCGUCCAGCUAGAGAACUUUUAAUCUGGUCAAUUUUAGUCGGUAAACUACGUAUGGCUGAAUUAUUUUGGACAAUGGAAAAAGAACCUAUAGCAGCAGCUUUACUGGCCUCAAUACUUUUAACAUCUUUGGGGAAUAAAACAGAUGACUUUACUGAUAAAGAAGAUUAUAGAAGCUUUGCAAAGAAUUUUCAAGAACGUGCAGAAGGUGUAUUGAAUGAAUGUUAUCGAGAGGAUGAACAUCGUACACAAUUAAUUAUUAAUCAUGAAUUAAUCUAUUAUGGUCGUAGUUCAGUGAUUAAAUUGGCUGCUGAAGGACAAAGUAUUAAAUUUAUGGCCCAUCCAUGCUGUCAAGAUUUUCUUACCAAUACAUGGAGUGGUAAUCUAUCAACAAAGAAUAGUGUAUUUCGGUAUUUUCUGGGAAUCGUUUGUGGUUUGACAUUACCAUUUCUAAUCCCUAAAAUCAUCCUAUCCAAACCAAAAUCUGGUCAUACAGUUGAAGGAGAGGAAUCCGUUGCUGCUUCUGAACAUCAUGCAUCUGCACAUGAUCAUAUUUCAACAUAUACAAAUGUAGAAGAUGCUGGUAAAAAAGGUGUACGUAAAACACUUAAAGUGAGAACAUUAGAAUUUAUUUCACAGAUUCGUGAUUUCUAUAUGGCACCUGUUAUUCGUUUUGUGUAUAAUACUCUUUCUUAUAUGACAUUUCUCAUCUUGUUCAGUUAUCUUUUACUGGUGGAUUUCAGGAUCAAUAUAACAGUUGUUGAAUAUAUUGUCAUUGCAUGGGUAAUCACACUGUUCAUAGAAGAAAUUAAACAGAUUGCUUGGGCUGUAUUAUCCGGUAUCAGUUUUAGAACGUAUAUUUCAGAUGGUUGGAAUAAAUUAGAUUGUGUUGGUUUAGCCCUAUACAUUGUUGGUUUUAUAUUACGAUUAAUUGUUCUACUACGUUUGGGUGGAGGAGAAAAUAUCGACUUUGAACAUGAACGUUAUUAUAUUGUAACAGAUCCUAUUCUAGAUCCAUCAAGGAUAUGUCUUGCAAUCAGUUUAUUCACCUUCUAUAUCCGUUUAAUGUAUACAUUCAGUUUUCAUAUUGCAUUAGGACCGAAAUUGAUUAUGAUUGGAAAAAUGGUGACGAAUGAUUUGAUUCCAUUCAUGAUUAUUUUAACUGUGAUUAUGGUUGGUUAUGCGGUAGCUGCUCAAUCGAUCGCCUAUCCUAAUGGUUUAUUCACUAAGGAGAACAUGACGCUGAACUCUGAGAUUAAGCAUAUGACAUUUGCAGAUAUCAUCUUUUCAAUGUAUACAACCGCGUAUUUUCAAAUGUUUGGUGAUUUCAGUUUAGAUGCAUUACAAGGAGAAGAUCGUACAUGUCAGAAUCAUAUGUGUCCUACAAAAACAUCCCGUUGGCUUGUUCCAAUUAUGCUUGGAUUCUAUGUUUUAUUAACAAAUAUACUGAUGUUCAACUUACUUAUUGCCAUGUUUUCUAAAACGUAUGAAGAAAUUGAAAGUGCAUCAACAUACUAUUGGAAUUAUCAAAGAUAUCAAAUGAUUAAUGAUUAUGUACACAGAUCACCACUUGCACCGCCUAUAAUUAUUGUAUGGCAUUUUUAUGAAGCUUAUAAAGCUAUUGGUAAUCAAUGUGCAAGUUUAAGAAAUGCAGAGACAACUAAAUAUAAUCCAUUCUGUGUACGUUUUACUGAUAUAAAAAAAGAAAGAGAAAUGGUCAAAUGGGAGCAUAUGAAAGCGAUGGACUACCUAAGAGAACCUUCAACAAAAGCUACAGGGAAACGAGGUGUAGCUGAGUCACGAGCUGUAGUAUUUCGUGGUGGCGGUGGUGUUGGUCCUGGUCAAGGACCAGUUAUGGAUUUAAAAAGUGAAAUGUCCAGUGUUACAGAGGGGAUUGGUAUGGAGUUAGAAAAACGUUUCAAAGAAAUAGACAAUCAAUUUCAACGAUUCAAUGAUGUUGACUCACGACUGAAUGAUGUAACCCAAUUACUCACUAAUUUAUCUGAAGUUAUCAGUAAUAUGACAGAAACUCAACAACGAGUAAGUUGA